Molecule: messenger RNA, 1737 nt
Organism: Amaranthus tricolor (Joseph's coat)
Lineage: Eukaryota; Viridiplantae; Streptophyta; Magnoliopsida; Caryophyllales; Amaranthaceae
Exons: 5
Coding region: 1-1737 (578 amino acids)
Source: RefSeq, a predicted model, not a curated record
AUGGAAGAACAAAUUAAAGAAAUGCAAAGUCAGAUGAUAGAACUCAAGAUUGACAUGAAUUCCAAGUUUGAGAUGUUACUUUCAAAACUUAAUGAGAAAAGUGUGUCUUGCAUUGAGAAUUUAUCAAGAAGACCAAAUGAAUGGAUAAGGAAAGCCAGUAUGUAUUUUGAAUUGUGCAAGGUUUGUGAAGAUCAGAAGGUGGACUUAGCAUCUUUAUACAUGGUGGAUAAUGCAGCUUUAUGGGUGGCGGGAUUUUUGGCUAUGAAACCCAUGAUUGGGUCGGUCAAGUUCAGUAUGGCUGUGAGGGCGAGGUUCUUUGAUGCAUCUUUAAAUAAUACCGUGGAAAAUUUUAAUAAACUUACUCAGGAGAGGAGUUUAGAAGAGUGUGUUGAUGCCUUUAAAAGUAAUAGAUCCUUCCUAGAAAUGCAUGAUUAUGACUUAUCUCCUAUGUUCAUUCUUGAAAGUUUUAUUAGUGGAUUGAAGGAUAUCAUUAAGCCUUUUGUGAAAGCCUUCAAACUAGACACUCUUGCAAAAGCCAUUGAAUAUGCAAGACUACAAGAGGAGACCAAGAUCAAGGCUGAAAAGAUUGCUAAGGGAUUGUGCUAUUUGUGUGACAAACCUUAUGCAAAGGGGCACAAGUGUGGAUCCAAAGAACCACAAUUCUUUGCAAUUGAAGUUUUGGCAGCACCUGAAAAUGAAGAGGAUGAAAUGAUGGAUAUGGAGUAUGAAAGUCAAGAUAGGAAGGAGCCUUGUAUUUCCCUACAUGCCUUAAUUGGGGAACAAACUUAUCACACCAUGAGAAUUGUGGGAUUUGUCAAGAACAAGCCUUUCCACAUUUUAGUGGAUUCAGAAAGUACCCAUAAUAACCUGGAAUAUGUUAGGAAGUUGGGAUGUGAAUUAGAGCAAAUUUCUCCACAAGUGACUAUAGCAGAUAGGAACAAAAUUGCUUGCCAAUACAAAUGCAAGAACUUCACUUGGUUAAUUAAUGGGACUGUUUUCAGGACUGAUGCAUUGCUAAUUCCUAUAGGAAGUUGUGAUAUGAUCAGGAAUCAACAAAUUUGUUUAAAGGGGAUUCAAGAAAAGAAGUUGCAAGUUGUUGAAGAACCUUUGGUUGGGAAGAAAUCCUCACAAACCAUACAAUUCUGCUUAAUACAAGUUUCACAGGCAGAUGUUAAUAUUCACCCCUCUUGUUUGAUGAAUUUGACCACGGAGGCUAGGGGACAAGCAAAACUUUUGGAGAUCAUCAAACUGCAAGAAGAAUUUGAAGAUAUCUUUGUUGUGCCUAAAGAGCUUCUUCCUGUAAGACGAGUUUUUGAUCACAAGAUUCCCUUGGAAGAGGGGGUUAAUCCCAUUAACAUUAGACCCUAUAGAUAUCCAUUGAAACAUAGGGACAUCAUAGAACAAUUGAUUCAAGAAAUGCUUGAAAGAGGGGUUAUACUGCAUGGUAACAGCCCAUUUGCUUCACAUGUGGUUUUGAUAGGCAAGAAAGAUGGAAGCUGGAGGUUAUGUCAAGGUGGAUCUGAGAUCAAGCUACCAUCAGUUGAGGAUGCAUUAAGAGGACAUUUAUUAAUAGCCUUUAAAACUCACACAGGGCAUUAUGAAUUUCUUGUCAUGCCAUUUGGCUUGACUAAUGCCCCAGCUUCUUUUCAGAGCUGGAUGAACCAAGUUUUCAGAACUUUACUAAGAAAGUGUGUGUUGAUAUUCUUUGAUGAUAUUCUGAUUUAUAGUUAUGGCUGA